Molecule: messenger RNA, 555 nt
Organism: Colletotrichum orchidophilum
Lineage: Eukaryota; Fungi; Ascomycota; Sordariomycetes; Glomerellales; Glomerellaceae
Product: cytidine and deoxycytidylate deaminase zinc-binding region
Exons: 2
Coding region: 1-555 (184 amino acids)
Biological process (GO): purine nucleoside catabolic process
Molecular function (GO): guanosine deaminase activity
Source: RefSeq, a predicted model, not a curated record
AUGCGCCAGGCCAACCUGGCUCUGCCCAGUCCGUGUCCGUUCGCGGCUUUUGGUUCAGUCAUUGUGAACCACACUGCCGGCGGCUUGGGGGCGCUGGUCUGCACCGGCGCGAACAACAAUGCUGGCACAGGCAACCCGACUCUUCAUGGGGAAAUCGCGGCGAUCGACAACUGCUCGGCAAUCUUUGUAGAUCCCCAGGGUCCAUACCGGAUGACGCCGGCCCAGGCCCUGGCUGCCUUUGCCAACCUCACAAUCUACACCAACGCCGAGAGCUGCCCCAUGUGCGCGUCGGCGGUGCGCUGGGCGGGCUUCAGGGAAUACGUCUUUGGCACGAGCAUCGAGACCCUCACGGAGGAGGGAUGGGGUCAGAUCCAGAUUACCUCCAGGGACGUCUUCCGACAAUCCUCGGGCUUGCCCCGCCCGACAAGGUUGCUUGGUCCGUUGUUGACGAACGAGACGGACCCCUUCUUCAGCUGGCAGUUUAAUGUAGAUGCGGCCUGUCCCCAGGGAUGCUCUCGGGGUGGCGGGGAUGGAGGCGGUUGCCGUCCUGCAUGA